Molecule: messenger RNA, 1530 nt
Organism: Schizophyllum commune H4-8
Lineage: Eukaryota; Fungi; Basidiomycota; Agaricomycetes; Agaricales; Schizophyllaceae
Product: Actin/actin-like protein
Exons: 8
Coding region: 38-1210 (390 amino acids)
Biological process (GO): Arp2/3 complex-mediated actin nucleation
Cellular component (GO): actin cortical patch; Arp2/3 protein complex
Molecular function (GO): actin filament binding
Source: RefSeq, a predicted model, not a curated record
GACGGACGCGACUUGACUUUGCAUUAUUGACCCCAUCAUGGAUCCCGGAGUGCCCCUCGUCGUCGACAACGGAACUGGUUUCGUGAAAGUCGGCUACGCCGGGUCCAAUUUCCCUGAGCAUGUCUUCCCCUCCAUUGUCGGUCGCCCAAUCUUGCGCGCGGAGGAGCGCGUUGGGUCUGCGGUCAUCAAGGAUAUCAUGAUCGGCGACGAGGCCGCGGAGAACCGCAACUACCUGCAGGUCACCCAGCCCAUGGAGCACGGUAUCAUCAAGAACUGGGAGGACAUGCGCUAUCUGUGGAACUACACCUUCGAUGAGAAGCUCAAAAUCAACCCCCAAGGCCGCAAGAUCCUCCUCACCGAGCCGCCCAUGAACCCGAAGGCCAAUCGCCAGAAGAUGGCGGAGGUCAUGUUCGAGGAGUACGGCCUUGGGGGCGUAUACGUUGCGAUCCAGGCCGUGUUGACGCUUUACGCGCAAGGUCUGACUACCGGUGUCGUUGUCGACUCAGGAGAUGGUGUCACACACAUUGUCCCCGUAUACGACGGCUUUGCACUCCCUCAUCUGACACGGCGAUUGGACAUUGCUGGCCGCGAUGUCACCCGCUACCUCAUCAAACUCCUCCUCAUGCGUGGCUACGCCUUCAACCGAACCGCCGACUUCGAGACCGUCCGCGAGAUCAAGGAGAAGCUGUGUUACGUUAGCUACAACCUCGACCUCGACACUCGAUUGUCGGAGGAGACGACGGUCUUAGUCGAGAACUACACCCUGCCCGACGGCCGAACAAUCAAGGUCGGCUCCGAGCGCUUCGAAGCACCCGAAUGCAUGUUCCAGCCACACCUCGUCGACAUCGAGCAACCCGGUGUUGCUGAAAUGCUCUUCCAAACCAUUCAGAACGCCGCCGUCGACGUCCGCAGCGAGCUCUACAAGCACAUCGUCCUAUCAGGCGGUUCCAGCAUGUACCCCGGCCUUCCUAGCCGUCUCGAGAAGGAAAUGAAGCAGCUCUACCUUACGCGCGUGCUGAACGGCGAUCCGUCGCGCUUGAACAAAUUCAAGAUCCGCAUCGAGGACCCGCCCCGCCGGAAGCACAUGGUCUUCCUCGGCGGCGCCGUACUCGCGGACAUCAUGAAAAACCGCGAGGAUUUCUGGAUAUCGCGCGACGACUGGUUUGAGCAGGGCGUGCGGUCGAUGGAUAAGCUGGGGAGGGGGGAUUAGGUGCGGAUAGUGCCAAACACUGUACGAUUGGAGACUACGAUUUCACGCAAUACGAAUGUAAGAAUUGGAUGGACAAGAUGCGCGACAGGUUGGGACGCUCGUACUGCCCCAAGAGUGAACUGUCACGCUAGCACUCUAUGUCUUUCCACCCUGAUUCGCAAACUUUGAAAGGAUACGACUAUGCGGGUUUGGUGGGACAGACAGCCGCUGAAAAUCGGCCGUCGGAAACGUCACUUCGGAGGGGACACUGAGAAAGACGUACGCUCGUCCCCCUCGUCCGCGGUUCUGCUCGUGGACAGAUGGCUGAUAUCGUUCCCAAA